GGUAAACAUUGAAGAAAAUAAAGUUUUUGCACUGCUUACUGAACGUUGUCUUUUUAAGCAGUAUUUUAAUUGGUGCCUAGAAUGAGUUCUAUAUAAGCGCAUCUGCGAGUAUUGAGCGCAACAUUUGAGUUCUGAUCAUGCGAGCGUUUACAGUGUUUAGUUUGUUAACAGUUUCACUAGCCUUGAGCAACGGCUAUGGAGUAUCACAUAGCGGAGGAGGGUCCGGUGGACUGGGUUUAGGCCUUGGACUCGAUAUUGGUGGUUCUAAAGGCGGCCUUUUGGGUCUUGGCUUAGGCGGUGGAGCGAGUCUGAGUUCGGCGUCCGCUAAUGCGGCAAGCAGUUCCGGUUCAGGUUAUGGUGGAAGUUAUGGUGGAGCUGGUGGCGCAAGCGCUGGUGGUUCUGCUUCCAGCGGGCUUGGUCUGGGUCAAGGCCUUGGCGGUGGUUUAGGUGGCAGUGGUGGUGCUGGAAGCUCUUCAUCAGCUGACGGAUCAGCAUCUGCUGGAGGUUCAUCUGGUCUAGGAGCUGGAGGCUUUGGUGGUGGUGCUGGCGGUUCAGGCGGCGCUGGCGGUUAUGGCGGCAGUAAAGGCGCAUCUGGAGGAUACGGUUCAUCUGAUGCUUCCGCUGGUAGUUCAGCCAGUGCUGGCGCAGGUGGCGGCACUGGUGGUGGAUUUGAUGGAGGCCUAGGAGGUGGACUCGGUGGCGGCGCUGGUGGUUUUGGCGGCGGUAAAGGCGCUUCCGGAGGACACGGUUCAGCUGCUGGUUCAGCCAAUGCUGGCACCGGAGGCGGAUUUGAUGGAGGCUUUGGUGGUGGUCUGGGUGGCGGCUCAGGCGGCGCUGGUGGUUAUGGCGGCGGUAAAGGUAGUGCCGGCGGAUAUGGUUCAGGCAAUGCUGGCGCUGGAGGCUUUGGAGGUGGACUUGGUGGUGGUGCAGGAGGCGCUGGUGGCUUUGGUGACGGUAAAGGUAGCGCCGGAGGAUAUGGAUCAGCUGGUGGUUCAGCCGGUGCCGGAGGCUUCGGAGGUGGACUAGGUGGCAGUUCUGGCAGUGCUGGCGGUUAUGGUAGUGGUAAAGGCAACGCCGGCGGAUAUGGUUCAGCUGGUGGAUCCGCUGGUGGCUCAUCCGGUUCUGGCGCUGGUGGUGGAUUUGGGGGAGGCUUUGGAGGUGGACCUGGCGGUUUUGGCGGCAAUCAGGGCAGCGCCGCAGGACAUGGAUCCGCAUCGGCCAGUGGUUCGGCUAACUCUGGCGCAGGAGGUUCAGGAGGUGGAUUUGAUGGAGGCUUCGGAGGUGGACUUAGUGGUGGCUCUGGCGGUGCAGGAUCCUCCGGGGGUUAUGGUGGCGGUAAAGGUAACACUGGAGGAUAUGGUUCAGCUGGUGGUUCAGCCGGUUCCGGUGCUGGAGGUGGAUUUGAUGGAGGCUUUGGAGGUGGACUGAGUGGUGGAGCUGGCGGUGCUGGAGGUUUCGGUGGUGGAAAAGGUGGAGCUGGAGGACAAGGAUCAGCAUCAGCCGGUAGCUCUGCUGGAAGUGGAUCUGGUGCCGGUGGUUAUGGCGGCGGUAAAGGCGGUGCCGGUGGAUUUGGAUCUGCAGGCGGUUUAGCUGGCUCCGGCGGAGGGGCCGGGUUCGAUGGAGGAUUUGGUGGUGGAGCUGGCGGUGGUCAUGGUCACGGUCACAGAAAACACGGACAACACGGCGGCGCUGGUUUAGGUCUCGGACUUGGUCUUGGCCUAGGUGGAGGCUUAGGAGGUGCUGGCGGUUUUGGUGGCGCCGGUGGUUUUGGCAGCGGUGGUGCUGGUGGAGCCGGUGGUGCUGGUGGAGCUGGUGGCUAUGGCGCUGGUGGUCGAGGUGGUGGUGCAGGUGGUUAUGGUGGCAGUGGAGGCUAUGGUGGUGCAAGUAGUUCAGCUCAUUCGUCAGCCUCAUCAUCGGCAUCAGCUUCAGCAUCGGCAUCAGCAUCGUCAGGUACUUUCAAAACAGGAUACGGCCGAUAAGCAAAACUUAGAUUGCAUAUUUGCUCGCAUAUAAGUACUAAAUAAGUUUUUUUUAGAAAAGCAGAGAUUUUUGUGUUCUAUUAUAGGUAGAAAUAGCAUAUAAAUUCGCAUUGUGAUUGAAAAAUAAACGAAACAAAUAAAAUCAUAAUAAAUAAAGUAAUUUUUAACGACUUUUAAAACCCGUUUGUCUGUAUGCAAAUUUCAAGAUUGCUUCUUAUGAAAUAUUGAAUGAUUGCAUUUAUUACAAUUGAUUUUUUAUGAGAAUAUUUAAUGCCUAGUAAUCCAGUGAGGCGAUCAAGAUGUUUUCAAUGGCAGAAAAAAUACAUUAAAUGGUUAUCUUAAA
Molecule: messenger RNA, 2322 nt
Organism: Bactrocera oleae (olive fruit fly)
Lineage: Eukaryota; Metazoa; Arthropoda; Insecta; Diptera; Tephritidae
Source: RefSeq, a predicted model, not a curated record